Molecule: messenger RNA, 3614 nt
Organism: Mercurialis annua (annual mercury)
Lineage: Eukaryota; Viridiplantae; Streptophyta; Magnoliopsida; Malpighiales; Euphorbiaceae
Product: pentatricopeptide repeat-containing protein At3g09060
Exons: 7
Coding region: 164-2248 (694 amino acids)
Molecular function (GO): protein binding
Source: RefSeq, a predicted model, not a curated record
UUGGAUUGGUACAACGUUUUGGUAAAAUGCCUAAUGUAUGAGCAUACUACGUCGUUUCACUUAUCAAAUUGUAUUUAUCUACCAUCACCAGGCCAGUACCAACAUAUUCGUCAUUGUAAAAUGAGACACAAGAACUACUAAAAUUACAUCGAAUGCCACUGCCAUGGCAGCAGCAGCAGAGCUCACCAAGCCUCUCUCUUCAAAGCAACUCUUGAACCUUCUAAAAUCAGAGAAAAAUCCCAUCUCCGCAAUCUAUCUACUCGAGUCAGCCUCUCGCUACACUAAACAAUCCCACUCACCGCACGUCUUCCUCCACAUCCUCCGCCGCCUCGCCGCAGAUUCACGGCUCACUCCACACAUACCACGAGUUCUCGAAAUAAUCAAAACCCAGAAAAGCCCCUGCUCGGAAGAUGUUGUUUUGACCGUUAUAAAGGCCUACGCAAAGAAUAAAAUGUCUAAUAAAGCUUUAGAAACUUUCCAAAAUAUGCACGAUAUUUUUAGUUGUAACCCUGGUGUGAGAUCGUACAACACUUUAUUGAACGCUUUUGUUGAGAACCAUGAGUGGGAUAGAGCUGAAUGGUUUUUUGGGUAUUUUGAAACAAUGGGCGUGUCACCAAAUUUGCAGACUUAUAACGUGUUGAUCAAGAUUUCGUGCAAGAAGAAGCAGAUUGAGAAGGCUAAGGAGCUAUUGGAUUGGAUGUGGAGUAGUAAUUUGAAGCCUGAUGUGUUUACUUAUGGUACUUUGAUUAAUGGGAUGGUUAAAGGUGGACAUUUGUUGGAUGCGCUUAAGGUGUUCGAUGAAAUGUCUGUGAGAGGAAUUGUAGCUGAUGUUACAUGUUAUAAUAUGCUGAUUGAUGGGUUUUUGAAAACGGGGGAUUGUGAUAAGGGAAUAGAGAUUUGGGAAAGGUUGGUGAGGGACUCGUCGGUUUAUCCGAAUGUGGUUAGUUAUAAUGUUAUGAUUAAUGGGUUAUGUAAGUGUGGGAGAUUUGAUGAGAGCUUGGAGAUAUGGGGGAGGAUGGCGAAGAAUGAACGUCGGAAAGAUGUGUUUAGUUAUGCUAGUAUGAUUAAUGGGUUGUGUAAAGUGGGAAAUGUUGAUGGAGCUGUUAGAGUUUAUAAAGAAAUGGUUGAUAGUGGUAUAGCAGUUGAUGUUGUCACUUAUAAUGCGUUGCUUACGGGGUUUUGUCGAGCAGGGAAGAUUAAGGAGAGUUUUGAAUUGUGGAUGAUGAUGGCUAAGGAGAGUUGUCAGAAUGUGGUGAGCUAUAACAUAAUGAUUAAAGGGUUGUUUGACAAUCGAAUGGUGGAAGAGGCGAUUUCUAUUUGGGAACUCUUGCGUAAGAAGGAUUAUAGGCCUGAUUCCACAACAUAUGGUGUUUUAAUUCAUGGUUUAUGUAAGAAUGGCCGGUUGAACAAGGCUUUGAAGAUACUCAAAGAGGCUGAAGAUGGACAUGGUAUGCUGGAUGCUUUUGCGUAUUCUUCAAUGGUCGAUGGGUUAUGCAAAGAAGGGAGAAUAGAUGAAGCAAUUAGCAUAGUCACUAAGAUGGAGGUACAAGGCUAUAAGUUGGAUCCUCAAGUAUGUAAUCCCCUGCUCAAUGGAUUUGUUCAAACUUCCAAACUUGAAGAGGCAAUAAGCUUUUUCAGGAAAAUGGAACGUAAAGGUUGCUCUCCUACUAUUAUUUCCUAUAAUACACUUAUAAAUGGUUUAUGCAAAGCAGAAAGAUUUAGUGACGCAUAUUCUAUGGUUAAGGAGAUGCUAGGGAAAGAGAUGAAGCCAGACAUGAUAACAUAUAGCUUGUUGUUGGAUGGACUUUGUCAAGAUAAGAAGAUUGACAUGGCCCUCGAAUUGUGGCAGCAAGCUCUUGGCAAAGGUCUCAAGCCUGAUAUAACUAUGUACAACAUUUUGAUGCAUGGGCUUUGCUCUGCAUGCAAAGUUGAAGAGGCUUUGCAGCUUUAUUCAAAUAUGAAGAGGUCAACCUGUCUUCCCAAUCUUGUGACAUGCAAUACUCUAAUGGAGGGGCUAUAUAAAGUCAGAGAUAGUGAAAAAGCAUUACAGAUUUGGGAUUGCAUCUUAGAAGAUGGCCUACAGCCAGAUAUCAUAUCCUAUAAUAUUAUGAUUAAGGGACUAUGUUCUUGCAGUAGCAUAUCAAAUGCAAUUGAGUUUUUGAAUCAGGCUUUGGAAAGGGGACUACUUCCAACGGCUGUUACAUGGGAUAUCCUUGUAAGAGCUGCCACUAAAUUUGGGAUUUCAUGAUUCAGUAGAGUUCAAAAACACUGGAAGCUAAUAUCUGAACUAUUAAGCUUCCAUCAGGUAAAUGGACGAUAGUGAAACUUUCUGCUAACAAGAUAUUCUUUGAGGUCUUUCUGUACCAGCCUUGUGCUAGUUGCAGGGAAUGCUAAGAUCUCUAUUACAUUCUUGAUUCAGGUGAAAGAGAUCCUCUGUCCUCUUCAAGCAAGGAGCCUUUGUGCCAAUGCCUGCAAUUGUUUGCACUCAAAUAUCACCUUGAGCUUAUUUUGUGAAAUGGCAUGGAGGAUUGUGAAACUUGUUCUGACAAGAUAUUUUUCGAGGUCUUUGAGACGAGUUGAAAGGGAUGCUAAGAUCUCUAUUACAUUCUGGAAUCAGGCGAAUUGAAUCCUCUGUCUAUAAGGAAGAAGCCCUCUUUUUGCAAACACUAUUUCUAAUGUUGUGCCAAUGACUGCAAGUGUUCGCACUCGGAAAUCUCCUUGAGCUUACUUUUUGAAAUGUAAUAUUUCCAAGGUUAAACUGCAUGAUGCAACAGUGACUAGCUUGAUAUAUCAGAUCCAAGUUCUGAACUGAGUGAUCAAACCCGCUAAAAUUGCUCCAAGAACAGCAACUUUCCGCCAAUCAGGUGAAUUGACGAAAGAAUCAGCAAUCGAAAUGACUACCACAGCAAUUAAAGCAAGAUUCUUCAAAAGCUUGCAUCUGACUUUCUAUUUUCUCCAUUAUCUGCUAACAAAAAAUAGCAAAACAAUAAGGGGGCUAUAAUGAGAAUUUCACUCUCCAUACAUUACAUGACUGCAUUGAUGAUAAAUUAAUGGAACAGACCCUGGCACUAGCUUCAUCUAGUUCUUUCAGAGCGUCCUCGCCAAUUUUAUCAAACUCUGCAUUGGUUUCUUCAGUGAACUGAGUUAGAUUUCUGGAACUUUCAUCUAUGUAAUCAGUGAGACGGACUUUUUCAGUUUGUAGCAUAGCUAUUCUGGCAAGAAGUUCUUGCUUGUUGAUAUCGCCUUCAGGUAGGGAAGCCUCGGAAUUAGAAUUAGAAUCAUUAUUGGAUUUGCAAAGGCAUAUGCUCCGGUUCUUCGGGUUGAGUGUUCUUCUAGUGUGGAAAAGGGCAUGUUUUGUAGGGACAUAGGAGGUGUUAAUGGCUUUGAGUGAUAUCAUGUUCUUCUUACUCUUCUUCUCCUUAGUAGUUCAAAGAGUGAGAGAGGGAAGGGAAAAGGAAAAGAAAGGAUGUGCUGAAGCUGGUGGGUUUAGUUAUAUGGACAAAUUGAUAAAUUGUCAGCCUUUCAUUUAGUGGGCAUUAUCCCUUUUUAAUGUCAGUUUUAAUAAAUUGAGACAAUUAGGUCCUUACUGCAAGUAAUUUACUUUAAAUUUUUCA